Phanerochaete carnosa HHB-10118-sp is the source of this 2631-nucleotide messenger RNA. Its product is annotated as glycoside hydrolase family 89 protein. Bases 281 to 2530 code for a protein of 749 amino acids. NCBI's taxonomy places the organism in Eukaryota, Fungi, Basidiomycota, Agaricomycetes, Polyporales, Phanerochaetaceae. The record is from RefSeq and is a predicted model, not a curated record. The transcript has 3 exons.
CAAUAGCGCCUAUCUCAGGACGACGCGAACGUGGCCCGCGCUCCAGUCUCCGACCUGCUUUCGUUGGUGGCAGUCGCCACCGAUGAGCGCAAAACAUGACCUCCUUGAUACACACGUGAACGGUUCGUAAUAUGUGUAAUCACAUCCCGGAGAUCUCGUUCCUGGACGGCCGUCCGCAUGUCAUUAGGCGUUCAACGACCCGCCGGGCAGCAAGAAGCGUACAUAUACCUCCAAUCUACCAUGUCUAUUCUUCGCUCGACCUCGCGCCUUUCGUUUCGUCAUGGCUCGACUCGCUGCGCUGUUCGCCCUGCUCGCUGGCCUCCCCGCUGCUCUCGCGGUUGCCAACGUCACCGGCAUCUACGGCAUCGUUGAGCGUCGGAUGCCCCAGCAUGCGCGCGACUUCGUGUUCACCUCUAUGGAAGGGGACGGCGACGUCUUCGUUGUCAGCGAUACCGUGAACAAGACAGGCAGUAUCACGGUGACGUGCACCACCACCAGCGCAUGUGCUCGGGGGCUUUACACAUACGCCACCGAAUUCGGUGGUGUCGAUAUAUUCUGGACCGGUUCACGCCUGCAUGAGCUGCCGUCGCCACUUCCCAAGGUUGGCACCCCCAUCAACGGCAGCGCCAUCGUCCAGUACAGGUACCACUUCAACACCGUCACGUUUGGAUACACCACUGCGUUCUGGACCUUUGACAAGUGGUCCUUACUGCUGGACUGGCUUGCAUUGCGUGGCGUCAACAUGCCACUCGCCUGGGACGGCUACGAGGCCAUCCUCACCGAAGUGUUCCAAGAAUUCGGCCUUUCAGACGCAGAAAUCUUCGAGUUCUACACUGCGCCUCCGUUUCAGCCUUGGAACCGCUUCGGGAACGUGCAGACGGCCUGGGGCGGCCUUUUGCCCAUGCAAUGGAUCAGCGACCAGCAGGCCUUGCAGAAGCAGAUCUUACCGCGUAUGCUCGAGCUCGGCAUGACCCCCAUCCUUCCCGCCUUCACCGGUUUCGUCCCGAGCAACAUGUCCGCUCAUUAUCCGAACGCUUCGAUCAUCGACGGCAGCGCCUGGUCAGGCUUCCCCUCCACUCUCACGAACGUCUCCUUCCUUGAGCCUUUCGACCCACUGUAUCCCCAGAUGCAACAGUCUUUCAUCACGAAGCAGCAAGAGGCGUACGGCAACAUCACCCACUUCUAUACUCUCGACCAGUACAACGAGAACAAUCCCUUCAGUGGGAAUGACUCGUACCUCUCCUCCGUGUCUACUAGUACUAUCGCAAGUCUGCGUGCCGCGGAUCCCGAGGCGACUUGGGUUAUGCAAGGCUGGCUAUUCUUCUCGAGCGAAACCUUCUGGACGAAUGACCGUAUCGAGGCGUACCUUGGCGGUGCGCAGGGCAACGACAGCAUGCUCAUCCUUGACCUGUAUUCCGAAGCUCAGCCGCAGUGGAACCGCACCGAUUCCUACUUCGGCAAACAAUGGGUCUGGUGCGAGCUGCACGACUACGGUGGGAACAUGGGCCUGGAGGGCAACCUCGCCGCCAUUACCGAGGGGCCGAUCGCAGCCCUGAACUCGAACGGAAGUUCGAUGGUCGGUAUGGGCCUUACCAUGGAGGGAAUGGAAAUCGGAAACGAGAUAGUCUACGACAUCCUGCUCGACCAAGCGUGGUCGUCAACGCCACUGAACGUCUCGGAUUGGGUCGCGAAGUGGGCUGCACGCCGAUACCUGGUCAAAACGCUGCCUACCGAGCUGCAACAAGCAUGGACUAUCCUCAGCACGACGAUAUACAACAACCAGGAUCCAAACUCGCAGGCUACGAUCAAAAGCAUCCUCGAGUUAGAACCUGCGACUACGGGCCUGGUCAAUGUGACCGGUCAUCAUCCAACCGAGAUCCCGUACGACACCAACACGACAAUCCUGCAUGCUCUCCAGCUAUUCGUCAACGCUUCGAAAUCGCAACCCUCUCUUAAGCAGGUGCCGGAGUUUGCGGUCGACAUUUUGGAAUUGUCCCGCCAGCUGAUGGUGAACCGUUUCAUCGACUUGUACACCGACCUCAUCAACACCUGGAACUCUUCCUCUUCCACCGCUCAAAAUGUCACCACCGCGGGCGUACCGCUACUCAGCCUGAUCAGCGACCUGGACGUGCUCCUGUACACGAACGAGAACUACCUGUUUAGCACAUGGAUCGCAGACGCCAAGCAGUGGGCGCACGGCAACGUCUCCUACGCGGCAUAUCUCGAGUACCAGGCACGCAACCAGCAGACGCUCUGGGGCCCGCAGGGCAACAUCAACGACUACGCUUCGAAGCAGACGGCGGGACUUGUGGGCGAGUACUACGCCACGCGCUGGCAGACGUUCGUCGUGAUGCUGGCCGAACAGAAGACGAGCGGGCAGCCGUACAACGCGACGGAGGUUUCGCAGACGAUGUUGAGUAUCGGGCAAGCGUUUGAUUUGAAGGCUUGGGGCGCCGCAGCCGGGGAGACGUGGGGCACGAAAGGGGACACUUUCCAGGUUGUCGACCGCGUCCUUGAGCGAUGGGCGUAACAAGUAUUGUAUCGUGAUCACUAAAAAUGCUACUGGUUGUGAACGUGUAACUUCGCACCCUUUCAUUGUAUUCUAAGUUGCGAAAGCAACAUUCGAGCUGG